AAUGCAAGGGGUUAUGCCAGCAACCCAGCCAAGAUCAAAGCUGCUUUCAGCCAUGACUUCACAUACAUUGUUAGUGGUUCGGAGGACAAAUAUGUUUACAUCUGGAGCACCUACCAUGAUUUGAGCAAGUUUACAUCUGUGAGGCGGGACCGGAACGACUUCUGGGAGGGUGUCAAAGCACAUAAUGCAGUUGUGACAUCAGCAAUUUUUGCCCCAAAUCCCAGUUUGAUGGUAUCAGCAGAAACAUCUGAAAAACAAGAAUCCGAAAGCAAAAGCGAUGAUUUGGAAGCAGCCGAUACCAUCCCUUCUGGGGCUUUGAAGACGGAUCACACAGAAGUUCUUCUUUCAGCUGAUUUUACUGGAGCAAUCAAAGUCUUCAUUAACAAAAAGAAAAAUGUAUCUUAAAAGCAUUGGUAACUUGAAAGUUUAAUAAUGGUACCUGGGUGUGAAUCAUGUGAUCAGUGAAGCAAAGUAUAAUAUCGUGUUGGAGGCCGACCUUUUUUUAAAAAAGAGAGAAAAAACCUUCAGUUUUAAAGCUGCUCCACUGAUCUCUUGGCAAAGCAGCAUUCCAGACUAUUGACUCCCCUGGCUUGUAGAAUAGAAAGGGAUAUGGUCAAGUAACCUUCCCAAUCAACUUGUCAGCAUUCUGUUUUCUGAAUAAUCCUUUUGCUAAAUAAUUGUUGCCGUGUGCCAGAUUGAGCAAAACAAGGGCAAGUGGAUUCACACAUGUAUGUGCCUUUGGGGGGAUAGGGUGGGGAGCGUGACAUAAACUGAAUAUAGGCAACAUAUAGUUUAAUUUAUUGAGCCAUGCUCGGGAAAGGGGGCCAGGAAUUUAAUAUUUUGUUAAGGAAGCUAAGCUGGUCUAGGAUAGUAGAUGAGGUUUCCCCCAGAAUCCCAUUUCAGAUGAAACUUAAUCUAUUUUGAAUUUGUGUUUUAACGGAGCUAAAAUCCCAUGGCUGGAUCCUUUCUAUUUUGUGAAGUGUUUUCCACCCCCAAUCCCACCCCCCUUUGGAUGGGCCAGCAGCAGCUGCGUGUCAAUGUUUUAUAAUGUGGAAUUCUUUUUUGUUGUCUUCUAAUUAUUGUGGACUCUAGAUUCCUUUCUUAAUAUAUUAUUUCUUUUGCACACUGGAGCACAAUAUUUCUAUGAAAGAGUCUCUCAUUCCUUAUUCACGGGCACUGGAUUAUGCUCACCUUAAAAAAAUAAUAAUUAAGCUGCGUUAGAAACAAUUCUUAUAUUUUACAACAAUGUAAAAUAAAAACUGUUUACAUAUUUUUUUAAGCAUUGUAGUUUAAAAUGUUUUGGGUUUUUUUUGUUUUAUUUAGAGCUAACUGAAUUUAAAAGUCUUUGUAAAUAUUCGUACAACGUACCAAUGAAACAACAUUUUGGGGCACUGGAACUCACAAAACGUUGUUGAUGGUUUCUCUUGUUUCAGAGGACAAAAGAUGUAUCAUUAAAAUUGGUCACGCUGAAAAAA
This is a messenger RNA of Sphaerodactylus townsendi, 1475 nucleotides long. RefSeq names its product WD repeat-containing protein 44-like. NCBI's taxonomy places the organism in Eukaryota, Metazoa, Chordata, Lepidosauria, Squamata, Sphaerodactylidae. The record is from RefSeq and is a predicted model, not a curated record. Gene Ontology annotation, molecular function: protein binding. The annotation marks the transcript as partial. The transcript is spliced from 4 exons.